Messenger RNA from Penaeus chinensis, 1079 nucleotides. RefSeq lists its product as uncharacterized. Lineage: Eukaryota; Metazoa; Arthropoda; Malacostraca; Decapoda; Penaeidae. The record is from RefSeq and is a predicted model, not a curated record. The coding region runs from base 383 to 715 and encodes 110 amino acids. The transcript has 3 exons.
AGGUCACCUUCACUCGUUGCUUGAUCGAUCAGGACAAAGUCAUGCCAUCAUACCAGCACGACUCGGCCAGGUAGAGCGCCGCAGGGGUUCAGACCCACCUGGCCGGCCCGACACCGGUUCACACAGCUUCACACGGACGCCUUCCCGCGACCUUGUACACACGCCCAGGCACACACUGAUGACUGCAACGGGAGAAGUAAACAGUUUCUGUUGUAUAAGUGCGGAGGCUGCCUUUGUGGGAGCGACGUGUAGCAAAGGGAGCCGAGUGCAGAAUGCAGGAUGAACGAGACUGUGCAAACGGACAUGAUUUUUACAAGCCCUCUUCAUAAUUAGAACAGCCAGGUAAACAUCACACUAUUUGGCUAGCAAGGGUUUUAAACAAAUGCGAAAAACGCGGACAAAUAAAACUAAAGAGGUUGGAAGUCCAUAUUCAUGCACUGCGGGGCUGCAUGCUCCAUGUGCAGUACGGAAAUUCCAGUGUAAUCAGAAUGAAUCAGAUGCGCGGCGCCCAUCACCGUUACGGAGGAGGGAAUCGGCGAACAAAAACGGACAGGACAAAUGCAAAAAGAGGAGCACGCAAAUGCGCCUUCGACCGGAUUUCCUGACGGAGGCCCUCGUCACACGCCCGGCGGGGGCGGUGGGGGGCGGGGGGAUUCCACGGGAGGCCAACCACAAAGACAACUCAAGCAAACCCCGCCCUCCAGCCUCAUCUUAAGCUCUCCCACCUUUCCUAACAACGCCAAUCUUCCCCGGAAUAUCAAAUAACAUAAAAAAAAAGAAUAGAACUUCAUGCCCAACCUAUCUACAAGGACCGACAAGCCACGCGUGCUUCAGAACAUCAGGACAAUAAAUUUCUGCAAAACGGUUUUAUGAAAUUCUCGACGACACCUUACUGCCUGAAGGUGUUUACCUGUGGGAGGCGAGGAGAUGCCAGGCAGGAGAAGGGAGGGCCGUGUUUCUAUCUUUGGAGUUUGUUUAUAUCUAUCUAUCUAUCUAUCUAUUUAUCUAUCUAUAUCUGUCUAUCUGUCUAUCUAUCUAUCUAUCUAUCUAUUUAUCUAUCUAUAUCUGUCUAUCUAUCU